AUGGCGAGCGAGGGUGGUGGAAAGGUCUCCUUCAAAGUGACUCUCACCUCCGAUCCAAAGCUUCCUUUCAAAGUGUUUAGCGUUCUGGAGGCAGCACCUUUCACUGCUGUUCUCAAAUUCGCCGCCGAAGAGUUCAAAGUGCCUCCCCAGACCAGCGCUAUCAUUACUAACGAUGGUGUUGGAAUCAAUCCUCAACAAAGUGCAGGCAAUGUCUUUCUGAAACAUGGUUCCGAACUACGCCUCAUACCUCGUGAUAGGGUUGGAGCAUGUGGGAUGUAAGCUGCAUUCUUGUCAGUGCAAAGAGUCUGGCCUAUUCUCACCGGUUAAUUUGGGUUCACUUUCUCUAAUGUUUGCAUUUUCUUAAUAGGGAGGAAUUUUACUCUUUCCGUGCAUCAUCCUAGUGUAACUGAUACCAUUUGAAAUCACUACUUG
This is a messenger RNA of Juglans regia (Persian walnut), 432 nucleotides long. Its product is annotated as ubiquitin-fold modifier 1-like. Gene Ontology annotation, cellular component: cytoplasm; nucleus. The coding region runs from base 1 to 279 and encodes 92 amino acids. The record is from RefSeq and is a predicted model, not a curated record. Lineage: Eukaryota; Viridiplantae; Streptophyta; Magnoliopsida; Fagales; Juglandaceae. Gene Ontology annotation, biological process: protein K69-linked ufmylation. The transcript is spliced from 4 exons.